AUGCUCGAGCCCUUGCUGUUGCAGCGUACCAAGGGAGAGAUCAUGGACGAGAAGGCUACCACCAAGACCGAGGUGGCGCACAUGCACGUGUCACACGUUCAGCGAAGGUUGGCCUCGUGUACCGCUGGUGGCGGUGGUGGUGGUGGCGUCUAG
Messenger RNA from Ectocarpus siliculosus, 153 nucleotides. The record is from the annotation of a GenBank genome assembly. NCBI's taxonomy places the organism in Eukaryota, Phaeophyceae, Ectocarpales, Ectocarpaceae.